This is a messenger RNA of Rhopalosiphum padi (bird cherry-oat aphid), 1041 nucleotides long. RefSeq names its product metacaspase-2-like. NCBI's taxonomy places the organism in Eukaryota, Metazoa, Arthropoda, Insecta, Hemiptera, Aphididae. The record is from RefSeq and is a predicted model, not a curated record. The coding region runs from base 1 to 1041 and encodes 346 amino acids. The transcript is spliced from 2 exons.
AUGGCGAGACGCAGAUUAAAGAUGAUGAUGGACUUGUCUGUUAUAAAUAAUAAUAACAAUAAUGUGAAAAAUGAACAUAAUGUUCAUAAUUUAGCAGAUAUUAUAUCUUCAGCUACAAUUGUUUUCGAUGAACCAGAAAUAAAUUCAGUUGUAGAAAUAAAUAAUGAGGUGAUGUUAGAUAUUCCACUGGAAAAUUAUGAAAUGAAUACUAUGAAUGCUGAUAUAAAUACUGAAGAUUAUAAUAGAAUGUUAGAAAUUCCACUGGAAAAUUUUGAAUUGAAUACUGUGAAUUCUGAUAUAAAUAUUGAAGAUUAUAAUAGAAUGUUAGAAAUUCCACUGGAAAAUUUUGAAUUGAAUACUGUGAAUUCUGAUAUAAAUAUUGAAGAUUAUAAUAGAAUGUUAGAAAUUCCACAGGAAAAUUUUGAAUUGAAUACUGUGAAUUCUGAUAUAAAUAUUGAAGAGGAUAAUGAUAAUAUGUUAGAAAUUCCACUGGCAAAUAAUAUACCUUUAUGUUAUGAAUUAUUAACUGAGAAUAUUUUGAAACCAAAUGAUAUAAGUAAUGAAAAUGAACAAAUAGAUGUAGAAAAUAUAAAUGUGAAUAAUGUACAAUCUAAAGCUAAUGACACGCGUAGUAUUAAGCCUCAGCCAAACAAAUGGAAAAGAAAAAUUAGUCAAAGAUGUAGAAUGAAUGGCCAAGAAUACACGGGCUUUCAGAGGAAAGGAAAUGUAGUUAGUCAAGAUGUACAACGACCAACAAGAAAUAUACAGCCAAUUUGUAAAUCUAAAUUUUGUAUUAAAGCAAAAAACCGUUUUUGCCAAUCUUUUAAUGAAAAUCAAAGGUUGGACAUAUUUUCUACAUUUUGGGAUUCAUCAUGGGAAGCAAAAAAGACAUUUUCAUGUAAUAUGGUAACAAAAAUGAUAACUAAAAGUAAUACUACCAGAUGUAAUGAUAGUACUAGACGAUUAAAUACAUACACAUAUCAUUUAAAAUAUAAAGAUUUACCUGCAUUACAAGUAUGUAAGAAAAUGUUCUUGGAAUGA